Limulus polyphemus (Atlantic horseshoe crab) is the source of this 3008-nucleotide messenger RNA. RefSeq names its product NEDD4 family-interacting protein 1-like. The record is from RefSeq and is a predicted model, not a curated record. Bases 162 to 866 code for a protein of 234 amino acids. Gene Ontology annotation, biological process: ubiquitin-dependent protein catabolic process; metal ion transport; vacuolar transport. The transcript has 9 exons. Gene Ontology annotation, molecular function: WW domain binding. Lineage: Eukaryota; Metazoa; Arthropoda; Merostomata; Xiphosura; Limulidae. Gene Ontology annotation, cellular component: perinuclear region of cytoplasm; Golgi apparatus; endoplasmic reticulum.
UUUUGAGCUGGUAAGGUUUAUUUGUGUAAGUCAAAUAAUAAGAGUAUCGUUAGAAAAUUUUUUGGGGUGUGUUUGGAGAAGUAGGCCUAACAAUAAGAGACUUGACCGAGUGAGAAGGAAAAUCUUGUGUGUGGAAUAUGAGCAAGCUGCUGUUAAAGUAAAUGGAAAGAGAACAAACAUCUGUGGCUUAUCAAAUGCUGAAACAACAAGAGGAUGGGGAUUCUUCUCCAACCCCUACUGCCUCAUUGAUGGUGCCUCCACAGGGUAUUCCUCCUCCUGCAUAUGAUGAGCUUGUAGCAGAAGGAGCUAUAGGUGGACACUCAGAAGAGGCUAGUAAUUACACAAAUGAAGAUGGCAAUAUCAAUCAAUUGAGUUCACCCAAAGGUCAAAACACAGUACCAGUGCCUCCUCCAUAUGAUGCAGCUGAUGCAGAACUCCCUACUUAUGAAGAAGUCCAGAGAUCAAAAAUUUUGGAAGGGGGUGAAGAUCAAAGACAGGGUGAGGAUGUUAAUUCACUGUGGUCUCAUGGUGAAGAAAUUCUUGGAACAGACUUCUUAUUCUUCACUUCAUUUUUUGUUGCGUUCCUGUUCAACUGGGUGGGAUUUCUUCUUCUGGUUUGUUUCUGCCACACAUUGGCUGGGCGGUAUGGAGCCCUAGCUGGAUUUGGGCUGUCCUUAGCCAAGUGGACCCUCAUUGUGAAGCACUCUACUGAUUUGGUGAGUUCAGAAAAUGAAUGGCUGUGGUGGAUCAUAAUGGCCUUUGGUAUCGUGAUCUGUGCUCGCUCUUGUCUGCAGUAUGUUCAAGUUAAGCGUGAAUGGAGACUUCUUAAUCCCCUGCGUCGUGAAAGGCUGUAUUUUUUCUACUAGUUUUGUUUCUUAUUUUAUGCUAAACACACUCGAGGCAAUGAUAGCUUUGAAAAUUAGCUGAAGCUCAUGCAUAUGUAUGACGAUUUUCUUGCUGUGUAUCCAAGGCUUAUUAUGCAGACUGAAGAAUUUACUUGUGUGUUGAAGUUUUUGUACAUACAAGAUAAACAAAAUUUGCACAGUGCUUUAGUAUAUACAUAUAUAAAUAUUGCAGCAAGUCUUAUCUUUGAUAUAAACACUGCAUUUUUAUUUACCAUUUAUAUAUAUAUAUAUUUAUGUUCACAAUGUAAUGUAAUUUUUUGGAAUUUAGUCAGUAUAUGAAAUAAUUUUAAAUCUAAUUUUUUUCCAGUUACGUAUUAAAUGAAAGUGAAAUGAUGUUAAUGCUGUGAAUGUUUUUUGUUUCAGAUGCACUAACAUGAAAAUUUUUCUCUUAACUGUACCAGUUAUGUACAUAUUAGCUGACUUGAGAUAAUUAUAUUACAUGAAUACUUAUGUAUAAAUUGUUUCUCACACAGUAUUCAGCAGAUAAAACUACUAUUACAUUCUUAGCUUUUUUUAGUGAUAAAAUUUUAAUAAAUAUGAUCUUAAAGCUUUUAUUCUUUUCCAAAUAAUAAUUUAUAUCUACACGAUUUUGUUGUGCAGCCACUUCACAUAUGUAGUUUAACACGAAAUGUGGUAAAGCUUCACACAGAACCAACAUGUCUAGGUGGUUCUGUGAACUCCUGUUAUUAAUACUCUGCUAUUGAAGAACUUCUGUCUAGUAAAACAUGUAAUCUUUAUACAUUUAUUUAAGUAGUAAGAAAUAAAACAGGAAGCUGUAAGUUUAGAACAAUUAGAUCUGCCUAUUUUUCAACAACCUACUAAGUACAGUAAAAUAACUUUUUGAUUAGUUUUAAUUUUAGCAUGUAAUGUAAAGUAUGACACCUAAUUUUUCUUCAAAAAAUUUAAAAAAGUUAUCCAUAUUUUCUGUUGAAGAAGUGAGUAUGGAAAAAGUUCUUGUGAGGCAUGAAAAUAGUAAAUAGGAUACAGACCUGUAUUCUGUAUCAUCUAAACUUAAUUUGUUAGAACAACGUUUCCCAAGUUCUAGACCAUAAGAAAUAGCAAAGUAACAUCACAGAUAUAUAAAAGUUGUAAGGUAUUUCAAUAAAAUAAAUAUAUGUGAUGUAACAGAACAAAAGAAAAUGGAAGGUACCAGUGAUUGCUCACUGGUAAAUAAUGUAACAUUCCUCUUUGGGAUUGAUUAUUCAGUGUGAAACAAGGACUAGUUUUUCAGUAACUGGUAAGAAAAUACUGAUAGUUUAACAUUGUGUAAACGUCAUAUUUCUUGUUAGUCUGCUGGAUUUAAAAUAUGGGCCUUGGACAGGCAAUAUAAGUACUGAGACUCAAUCUGAAGAAAAAAAAAAGGUUGAGAACCACUGGAAAUUAGGAAUGUAAGUUCAAAUCCUACUCUUUGUUCUUUGGAAAAAUGUACAUUAUAGAAAACUGUGUUGUCAGAAUUUCAUGCUAAUAAUAAUGAAGUCAUAGGGGGUAGUUGAGUAAAUUCUCCUAUUUAAGAAUUUUUGUUGUUUUUACACUCUUGACAUUACACUGCAUUGUUAAAGGUAAUAGUAAUUUUGCAAAAUUUUCUUACUAUGAGUAAUUAUUUAAUAAAUAAAAGAACUAAAACAUCAAUUAUAAAUUCAUUUAUUUAGGACUAGGUCUGUUUUUAACAGAAAUAAAGUGAAGUUUAUUGCACCGAGGUUUGGUCAAGAUUUUAGUUUUGUUCUUAUACAAUGAAAAGUAUUUUUUUUAUAGCAAAAACAUAAAUGUUAAAUAAUUAGGUUUAUUGUAAUUUAGUGCAAAAUAUUAAACAAGUGAAAUUCUAAAAGUCAUUAUUUGUGAAAUGUAUUUUUUUUUUUUUGUAAAUGGUUUACUUAGCAAUAGUAAAAUACUUGUAAGGAUUAGGCCAUGGUUAGUUGGUUAGAUUCAGGAAAUAUAUGUUUUAAGUAUAUAUUAUAUGACAGAUUUAAAAUUUUUUUUCAUACUAACACAACUAAGAUUUAACAACUGACUGUAAAUAAAAGCUUGUCCAAAAAAAGUGAAUUAUUUUGGCUGCUGUUUUGCGACAAAUGACAUUUAUAAAACAUGGAAUACCUUUUGUUGAAA